Messenger RNA from Myripristis murdjan (pinecone soldierfish), 2475 nucleotides. Its product is annotated as kelch-like protein 33. The record is from RefSeq and is a predicted model, not a curated record. Bases 1 to 2475 code for a protein of 824 amino acids. Lineage: Eukaryota; Metazoa; Chordata; Actinopteri; Holocentriformes; Holocentridae. Gene Ontology annotation, molecular function: protein binding. The transcript has 4 exons.
AUGGAGUUUACGAGGCGUUACAUGCCAAUGGAAUGGGAAGAGCGGUGGAAGAAAGAGAAAGAGAGAAGGAGAAGAGUGGUUGAAGAAGGAGGAGAAGGAAUUGAGCGGGAUAACCGUGAGUUGAGGAGGAUCGUGGCCUACAAUGACACGAGAAUGGGGCUAGUAAGUGGGAGCAAUGAGCAAGAGGGGUCAGAGGUCAACAUGAGGUAUGCCAGUGUAACUAGUCAAGAGGGAAGUGGAGAGAAUAACAGAGUGGCUGCAUCUGGAGAUAGUGUCGAAGUGGAUGAAGUCCACACAUGCAGCAGAAACAACUAUCCAAAAGAGGUUCUCCAGGUUUUGAAGGAGUUCAGGGAUUCGUCUCUCCUCACUGACCUGACUCUGAGCACUGAGGAUGGGAAGACAUUCAGUGUGCACUCUCCUGUCCUGGCCGCUGUCAGCUCCCUUAUCCAGGAGAGACUGAAGGAAAGGCACUGGGAAAGACAAGAUGAGGAAAUCAGCAUGGAAGCCCAUGAGUGGUCAAUGUUCCUGGGCCCUGAGGUGGAUCAUGUGGGGCUACAGGCAGUUCUGGAGUUUGCCUACACCGGAGCCAUAUUAGCUUUGAACAUGGACACUGUGGCUCAGAUAAAGGCUGCAGCUCAAACCCUGGGAGUCCUCAGAGUGCUGGAUCUCUGCAAUGAAGAGGAGACGAUGAGGGAGGGUGGAAAUCCAAAGAAACAAAAGAAAAAGAUCUCUGCUGCAGAGCAGGUGAAGGUCACUCUGCAGUCCAUCAGACAGCUCUGGGCAGAGAGAGUGGGCUGUGAUGUUAUUUUGGAUGUGGAUGGGGAAUUAUUCCAUGUCCACAGGGUUAUCCUGGCCGCCAGCAGUGACUACUUCCGGGGAAUGUUCACUUGUGGGAUGAGGGAAUCCCAUCAGCCUUGUGUGACCCUCCCCUUCCUGCCGGCCUCUGAGUUACAGGUUCUGAUUGGCUGCUCCUACAGUGGGACCCUCUCCCUCAGUUGGGAAUGUGUCUUUGAGAUCACCUGCACUGCCCUCCAGCUCCAGUUCCAGCCCGCCCUCUCACUUUGCCUUGACUUCAUGCGAUGGGAAAUGAACACAAACUCCUGCCUGGAUGUGGCAUCUUUCGCUGAGGCCUAUGGGAUGUCAGAGCUCCUUGAAGAAGCCAAUGACUUUGUCCUGAGAAACUUCUGGGACGUGUCGUCCACGGCUAAGUUUCAGGACCUACCGGCUGAGAAGCUUCUGGACUUUGUCUGCUGUGACGGUCUGUGUGUGCCCUCUGAGUUGGCUGUAUUUCGUGCUGUGGUCUCCUGGGUGGGGGCUGAUCCCGAGGAGAGGCUCAGCCAGGCCAACUCCCUGAUGAAGGGAGUCCGCUUUCCCCUCAUGACCUUUCGAGAGUUCAGGGAGGUCAGGGCCAUCAACCUGCGCAUGGAGUGCACUGGAAGCAAAGAGAUUGAACUCUAUGGCUCAGCGCUGAAGGAAUUUGGCUUCAGCCUACCAAAGACUGAGGAUCAGUGUCGCAUCAGGCAUCCCAAAGAGGCCCUGGUUCUGGUCGGUGGAGACCAGCUGAACCCAGACAUGGGUCAGCGUGUACCCAGCAGGGAACUAUGGUUUGCUAACUCUCUGCGCAGUGGAACAGGUCUGGUGAAGGAGAUGGAGUGGAGGAGGCUGGCAGAGAUACCAGACAAGCCAAAGUUCAGACAUGGAGUCGGUGUUUUGGAUGGGAGGCUGUAUGUGGUUGGGGGAUGUGACUUUUACGCCAAGGAUGACACAAUGAAAUCUGCCUACAGAUAUGACCCCAAGCGUGGCUGCUGGAAGAGGCUGGCUGACAUGCAGGAGUUUAGAAGUAACUUCCCAUUGGUGGCACGAGGGGAUCGGCUUUACGCCAUUGGAGGUGACAAAGAGCUCAAUACCAAUGUAGACAGUGUGGAGGAAUACAACCCUGACUCUGACUCCUGGGGCUAUGUUCAACCCCUGGACCAGCCUCUGAGUGGACAGGCUGUUGUGGUCUUAAACGGAGAGAUCUUCAUCUCAGGAGGGUUCAACUGCAAGUACGAAUGUCUGGUUUCCAUGUUCCUGUACCACCCGGAGGGAGGAACCACCUACUUGGCAGACAUGACCCAAGACCGUGCCCAACACUGCAUGGAGGCCCUGCAUGGUCGUCUGUAUGUCGCAGGCGGGGUGUGUAACUUGAGGAAGUUUUACACCGACCAACAGGCCUGUGAGGUGUAUGAUCCGGUGUCCGACUCCUGGAGCAUGUUCACGCCGCUGCCUGUGCCCCAUGUUGGUGCAGCCUCUGCUGUCCUAGAGGGAAAGGUGUACAUCAUGGGAGGGUACUGCCAGGAGGACUACAGCGAGUCUGGACUGGUCCACCGGUACGAUGCCAGCACUCUGCGGUGGGAGAACAUGGGCAAAAUGCCAGGGGCUAUUACUGACAUACGGGCCUGUCUACUCAGUCUGCCCCAGCACCUAAGGCAAUAA